Dothidotthia symphoricarpi CBS 119687 is the source of this 3502-nucleotide messenger RNA. Its product is annotated as ARM repeat-containing protein. Bases 322 to 3474 code for a protein of 1050 amino acids. The transcript has 7 exons. Gene Ontology annotation, molecular function: small GTPase binding. Gene Ontology annotation, biological process: protein import into nucleus. The record is from RefSeq and is a predicted model, not a curated record. Lineage: Eukaryota; Fungi; Ascomycota; Dothideomycetes; Pleosporales; Dothidotthiaceae. Gene Ontology annotation, cellular component: nuclear envelope; cytosol.
UGCACCAUGCGAGAGUGCUGUUCUGCGUGGAAUUGGACUGCGAGCACGGCGCGAUGUCUAUUCUGCGUGAAAUCAUGAAGUGUGAGAAGAUAUCGUAGAAGGGCGGUACGCGUGUCCUUCACCGUCGAUCACCGCCUGCGUAGGCGAAGAGAAGACUGGGAAAUGGCGAUUCACAUGCGUCGAGCUCCAACAACGGCAAGACAUCACCCUCUUCGCUUCACCGCGACGCGCUUGUGAGUCCAUGGCCCUCGACUGACCGCCAGCGCCGACUGCCCCACCACGACAAACUCUGGUCCCCCUACCACCAAGCACCCGCCCGCCAUGAACGUCGACUUCGGCGCCAUCGAGGUGCCCGGCGAGGCCAACCCGCUCACCGAGGGCAUCCUCUACCACGUGCUGCGCUCUGCCGCCUCGUCCAACCCGACGCAGAUCCAGACGGGCACCAAGCAGCUGCAGGAGUGGGAAAAGGCGCGGGGCUUCUACCCGCUGCUGCAGUCCGUCUUCCUCGACCGCUCCCUGCCCAUCGAGGUCCGCUACCUCGCCAUCAUCCAGCUCAAGAACGGCAUCGACAAGUACUGGCGGAAGACGGCCACAAAUGCCGUGAACAAGGAGGACAAAGCUACCAUACGCGCCCGUCUGCUGGAGAGUGCCGUGAGUGAAGGUGACCAGCGUCUGGCGUUGCAGAAUGCCCUCGUUGUCGCCAAGAUCGUGCGCUUCGAGUUCCCCCACGACUGGCCAGACCUGUUCCAGCAGCUGCUCCAAGUCCUCCGCGCCUCGACCGACCCCAACGCCUCCAGACUGCAGCUCCCCCGAGCUCUCCUCGUUCUGCUGUACAUCGUCAAGGAACUAUCAACAGGUCGCCUGCUUAGAACACGCCAAAACCUGCAAACUGUCACGCCCGAGAUCCUCAGCGUCCUGGGCACCAUCUACGUCAAUAAGGUGCAGAGCUGGCAGACCUUCUUCCGCGAUGGCGGCGACGACGAAGGGGGCGCUAUCGAGAGCAUCGAGAACAGCUUGCUCGCCAUCAAAAUCAUCCGACGACUGAUAAUCGCAGGCUAUGACUUCCCUGGCAGAGAGAAGGAUGUCCAAGAAUUCUGGACUCUCACUCGCACCCACUUUGGCGACUUCCUCCAAUACGUCUCGGAAGACUCACCACUCGCAUCUAGCGUCCAGAAAAUGGUUGAGAAGCAUCUCAUGCAGCUGUCCAAGCUCCACCUGAACAUGGCCGUUACUCACCCAGCUGACUUUGUCCAUCUGCCAAACUCACUAGAUCUUGUGCGCGACUACUGGAGUCUCGUCUCGAGGCUGGGCGAGACCUGGGGCUCAAAGUCUAUAGACGAUGCCAAAAUCGGUACAGAUGGCGAUGCUGAGGAUGAAGCGCCCAUAAUUGAGCGUCUGGGCCUAAAAGGUCUCCUCCUCAUACGUGCUUGCGUGAAGCUGGUCUUCUACCCCUUGCAGUCUUUCCGUUACAAGCAACAGCAGGAAAAGGAUGAGAAGACGCAGGCGACACAACUAGUCAAGUCGGAGCUUCUCACUGACGACCUUGUUCGCGAAAUGAUCUCUUCGCUUGUCACUCGCUUCUUCGUGUUCCGAGCCAGCGAUCUCCGCAUGUGGGAGGAGGAGCCCGACGAGUGGGAGAAGAUGGAAGAAGGCGCUGAGGAUUGGGAGUUUUCUAUCCGACCUUGCGCUGAGAAGCUGUUUCUAGACCUCGCAAAGAAUUUCAAAGAUUUGAUCGUCCAGCCACUUCUACAAGUCUUCUAUUCGGUCGCGACACCGGAUAAUGAGGAUAUUCUCUUCAAGGACUCGGUAUACACUGCUAUUGGUCUCGCUGCUGACAUACUGCACGAUCAGCUGGACUUUGACUCUUUCAUGACGAACACGCUGGUUGUCGAGGUUGGCAAGCAGAAACCUGGCUUCAACAUCAUCCGACGACGCAUCGCCAUCAUCAUUGCUCAGUGGAUAUCCAUCAAGAUUGCCAACGACAAGAAGCCGAUCGUGUAUCAGAUCUACCAACAUCUAUUGGACAAGAGCGAUCCAUUAAACGAUCAGGUUGUUCGAGUCACGGCAGGGAGAAAGUUCAACGACAUCGCGAAUGAGUGGGAGUUCCGCGCUGACAAUUUCCUGCCCUACGCGCCUGUCACGUUGGACAGGCUUAUGGCGCUCGUGCAAGAAGUCGAGCUCGCGGAUACGAAGAUGGCGCUGCUAAACACGAUUAGUAUUGUUGUUGAGCGACUAGAGCACCAUAUCACACCCUACGCAAACAGCAUCAUCUCCCUUCUACCGCCUCUAUGGGAACAGUCUGGCGAAGAGCAUCUCAUGAAGCAGGCCGUCCUUACCCUUCUUGCUCGCCUCACAAACGCCAUGAAAGCCGACUCGCGCUCAUUCCACAUGUCGUUUCUCCCUAUCAUCCAGAGUGCCAUCGAACCCGGGUCGGAAACACAAGUCUACCUCCUCGAAGAUGCGCUCGAUCUCUGGUCCUCGAUCAUCGCCCAAACCCCAUCCGCGCCAGAACCCACACCACCAGAGCUCCUCAAUCUACUCCAGUACCUCCUCCCCCUAUUCACCAUGGACAACGACACGCUCCGAAAAGCCAUCGAGAUCACCGAAGCCUACCUCCUGCUUGCCCCCGCCGCCGUUCUCGCCGACGACUUCCGCCCCGCCAUCCUCCAAGCCCUCGCCGACCUGCUCGGCAAUCUCAAGCCAGAAGCCAACGGCAUCAUGACACAUCUCGUGCAGUGCAUAAUCCGCGGCGCAGAGGGCGUGGGCGGCGAACAAGCCGUCAAGAUCCUCACCGCCGACCUCAUCUCCACGGGCUUCCUCGCAAAGGUCCUCGAGGGCCUACACGGCGCAUGGACACACCACCAAUCCCACGGCCCGUACCGCGAAAUGCCCUCCCGCGCCGUCGACGGCGUCGUGGAAACAGACCACUUCACCGUGCUAGCACGCAUCGGCCUCGCGUCCCCCACCGUCCUCCUCGAAGCCCUAGCAUCAGUCGGCAACGCAGAGCUCGAGUCGACGCUCGACUGGCUGCUGGAAGAAUGGUUCAGCCACAUCGAAAACAUCGGCGACGCGCCGAACAAGAAACUCAUGACCCUCGUGCUGACGCGGCUGCUGGAAACAGGCCAGCCGUGGGCGUUAUCACGGCUACAGAAUCUGUUCGUCGUGUGGACGGAUGUGCUUGCCGAGCUUCUGGACGGCAUGGAUGAUCGGAGUGUUGACUCGCUCUACUGGCCCCCCGAGCCCACGCCCUACGGCGCCACUACCCCCGCCGAACCUGAAGCUCCAGAGGACGUCCGGAAGCGCGAACUCAUCUACUCCGACCCCGUGCAUCGCAUCAAUCUCGUCGCGUUUGUGCGCGAGCAUCUCCAGCGCGCUGUGCAGGCGGCGGGCGGCGAACAGCGGUUUCAGGAGGAGUGGUUGGGGCGUGUGGAUAAGGAUGUUUUGAAGGGGUUUGGGGAGCUGGGGAUCAUGUAGGGGUAGAUGGGUAUGGAGAGGCAUGGUG